Molecule: messenger RNA, 1346 nt
Organism: Carya illinoinensis
Lineage: Eukaryota; Viridiplantae; Streptophyta; Magnoliopsida; Fagales; Juglandaceae
Product: protein SENSITIVITY TO RED LIGHT REDUCED 1-like
Exons: 2
Coding region: 226-1056 (276 amino acids)
Biological process (GO): microtubule-based process
Cellular component (GO): cytoplasm; nucleus
Source: RefSeq, a predicted model, not a curated record
CACUAUAACGGCAGCAACCAAACCUAGCACACAGUUCCAGAGGCUGCGGAUCGAGGAAACGAGUUGAACCGGGUGGUUGAUCUAACCCUUCCAUCCACGACCACUCUACCUGUGUCCUCCCCUACCGUCCGCCAUUGUUGCCUCUGCCGCCGCUCAACCACGCCUAUACGAAUAGUCCUGAAAGUGGCAUAUAAUAAAAGAAGAGAAGAGAGGAUCUUGACAGCAAUGGCAGAAUCUGCAAAAACCCUGACCAUUGCCAAAUGUUUAAAUGGAGAUUGGACAGUUGUUUUACCCCGUCGUGGAAGACAGAGGAAACACUUGCCAAGAAUUAGAUCUGUGGAACAGCAACAAUCAUGGGCUCCAACUGAUCUUGAAACCAAUCCUAUCAGAACAUCUAAAUUAAUGCAGAAGAUGCAGAUCUGCAUUAAGAAAAUUGAGAGCUCUCCAUUCCACCGUAUUUUACUGGAUCAAAUCCAAACUCCAGAAAUCUUGCACUGCUUGCAUAGGGUCCUAGGCUCAGAGUCAAAGAUGCAAAUGGUGAUUUAUGGCAUAGGCAGCAUCGAAUCAUAUGAAGCCCCUCGACUGCAGCUUAGCCUUGCAAUCUUGAUGAAGAAAAAGUUGAGUUGGAUUGGAGAUAUUGAGGUUUUCGACCCUAUUCUUUCUGCUACAGAAUCUCAGGUAUUGGAAGCUCUAGGUUGUUCUGUUCUAUCAGUAAAUGAGCAAGGACAUCGACGUGCUCUUAAGCCAACAAUAUUCUUUAUGCCACACUGUGAGGCAGAGUUGUAUGACAAUCUAUUGCAUGCAAAUUGGGGAGUGGAGCUACUGAAUAGGGUAGUCUUGUUUGGAAAUAGCUUUGAGACGUAUGAGCAGCAUGUUUCAGAGUUCAAGCACUCAGCUGUUGUUGAUUCAGCAAGGCAUAUCUUGGCCAUUCGUCCAUUUACAAAGGAGUUUAAAAUCAAGACAGUUUCAGAUGAUUAUUUUGGUGCUUUCCAUGAUUCAAGUUGGCAUUUUUUCAGCCCUGCCCUUGACACAGAGCUGCAGUUCAUCAAAAUUUGAUGAAAAUAUCCUAGUGGUUUCAGUAAUUGGUUGAAGAUUGAAGCAUAUACACCCACACACACACACACACACACACACAUAUAUAUGUAUACAAAUUUUCUCUUGGAAUGAAUAUUAUCAUAAUUAUUAUUAUCGGAAUGCAUGUAGAAUGGGUUGUUUGUUGCAGUUGCUUGGUUUGGGGACCUAAACAACCCAAUAUUUAAGUCCGAAUAGCAGUAGCUACCUCUCUUUAAAACACCUACUACCAUUAUGUAAAUUUGUAAUAUUAUUGUUGCCAUCUUUCUUCGCAA